This is a messenger RNA of Ostreococcus tauri, 1653 nucleotides long. RefSeq names its product G-protein beta WD-40 repeat. The record is from RefSeq and is a predicted model, not a curated record. Gene Ontology annotation, molecular function: protein binding. NCBI's taxonomy places the organism in Eukaryota, Viridiplantae, Chlorophyta, Mamiellophyceae, Mamiellales, Bathycoccaceae. The coding region runs from base 1 to 1653 and encodes 550 amino acids. The transcript has a single exon.
AUGGAGACGGGGGCGACGACGCGCGGGCGAUGGCGCGUCGACGCGCGGUUUCGGUUUCGCGCGCGCGGCGAUUGCGGGCGAACGCGCGGCGACGGCGGGCGGGCUCGAACGCGCGCGACGGCGCUGAUGGAGACGCGCGUUCGACGUCGCGCCGUCGUGGCUAGAGAUGCGAGCGAUUUCGCCAACGACGGUGGGGCGUACGAGCGGUUUUCGUCGCGAGAGGAAGCGCGGCGGGACGACGCGGCGGAGGCGGCGGGCGACGCGGCGUCGGUCUCGAGCGCGUCGAGCGCGUUCGAAGGGGGGGAGGACGGACGGAACAGAGUCGAGACACGUUCGAGCGCGUCGAGGGCGGACCGAGAGAUGUACGACGCGGAGUUUACGUCGUUCAUGCGCGCUCGCGCGCAAGCGAACGAGGCGGAGACGCGCAAGCGGUGGAACGAAGGCGCGGCGACGCCUCGAGUGGCGUUCGAUCUCGGAUCAGAUUACAUCAGACGCGUCGCCGUGGCGUAUCCUUACUCCGCGGUGGGUUCCGCGCGCGGGACCGUCGCGAUUUGCGACGUCGUGAACGCCUCGGCGAUCGCGGUGGCGCCCUUGGCGCACGGCAGAGACUGGUUGGAAGCGAACGACAGACCGCUCGGCGAGCGCGUGCUCCUCGGCGCGCACGACGGAGGAGCGGUGACCGCGAUGGCGCUUAAAACGUUGGUCGUGCCCGCGAAGGGCGAUAAGGAGAGCUUUGCCUUUGUCGCGUCCGGAGGACGAGACGGUUCUCUGCGUCUUUUUGAGGCGAGUAAAAACUCAGCCGCCCUGCGAGAGCUGGGUCACGCGACGCACGAUAACGUCGUUACCGGCGUCACGUUUGCGCGUGAUUCGUUGUGGAGCGUCGCGCUCGAUGGUCAUCUCUGUCGAUGGUCGCUCUCUCCGCGCGCGACCGCCGCGGGUGAAAACGCGACUACGAAGCGAGCGCGAGAAUCGCUCAUCGAUAUCGCGGGAGAUUACGUUCGCGAAUCGUCGCCGGCGCUCACAAAGCAAGGAGAAUGGGAGAAUACGCAGCCGACGUUGUGCAUGAGCUCUUGUGAGAAAACAGGCUUGAUUUCGGUCGGUAACGCCGACGGAUCGGCCGCCGUACUGAGCGCCUCGGCGAGCUCAUUCGACGGAGAAAGCUCAGUCAUGCAGACAUGGAGCGCGCACGAGGGAUCGACGGUGCGGGCCAUCGCGCAUUGCCCUGGGAACGGCAUCAUCACGGGUGGCGGUGACGGUAUCAUUCGGGUUUGGCGUCUCAUGGUGGAUGACGACGCCGGUUUCGAUUCCCUCCCCGGGCGCGCGUCGCACCGCGUCGCAAAGGUGCGGUGCGUCCCGCGUCUCGCGGCCGAGCUGCGCGGUCACACCGCCGCGGUGGUCUCUCUCGCGACGGGAUGUCCCGGACGUCUAGUCAGUGGCGCGCAGGACGGAACGAUUCGAGUUUGGGAUUUGGAUCUCACCGACUCAAAGCCAGGUCAGCGCGUAAAGGCGAUUCGGAGAGACGCGCGCUACGCCGUGCUCGGGCACACCGUGUGGUUGGGUAGCACGUACGCCGAUUCCGAACGCAUCAUUUGCGAUGGAGCGAAUAACGUUCUGCUCGAGUACGACUUCUCCACGCCAACCGACGACGCCUAG